Vanessa atalanta (red admiral) is the source of this 902-nucleotide messenger RNA. It is a transcript of the gene Rab8, whose product is annotated as ras-related protein Rab-8A. The transcript has 6 exons. NCBI's taxonomy places the organism in Eukaryota, Metazoa, Arthropoda, Insecta, Lepidoptera, Nymphalidae. Gene Ontology annotation, cellular component: plasma membrane; synaptic vesicle; endosome. Gene Ontology annotation, biological process: regulation of exocytosis; protein secretion; protein localization to plasma membrane. The record is from RefSeq and is a predicted model, not a curated record. Gene Ontology annotation, molecular function: GTPase activity; GTP binding. Bases 57 to 695 code for a protein of 212 amino acids.
UACUCAAAAAUGCCAAAUGAGUGGUUGUGUGUCUUGUAAUCAGAUUGAUAGAAAAAAUGGCAAAAACUUACGAUUAUUUAUUUAAAUUACUUCUGAUAGGUGAUUCUGGUGUAGGAAAAACGUCUAUUUUAUUUAGAUUUUCUGAAGAUGCGUUCAAUAUUUCAUUUAUAUCAACCAUCGGUAUUGACUUUAAAAUUCGAACAAUAGACCUCGACGGUAAAAAAGUAAAGUUACAAAUAUGGGAUACGGCGGGUCAAGAAAGAUUCCGUACGAUAACAACGGCUUACUAUAGAGGAUCUAUGGGCAUAAUGCUUGUUUAUGAUGUUACAAACGAAAAAAGUUUUGAAAAUAUAAAAAAUUGGAUUAGAAAUAUUGAAGAAAAUGCAAGUGCUGAUGUGGAAAAAAUGAUUCUUGGUAAUAAAUGCGACUUGGAUGCAAAGAGACAGGUAUCAAAAGAAAGAGGUGAACAAUUAGCAGUAGAAUAUCAGAUUAAAUUUGUAGAAACAUCCGCGAAAGACUCGUUAAAUGUUGAGUUUGCAUUCUAUACAUUAGCAAGAGACAUCAAGGCAAAGAUGGAGAAAAAACAGAAGGAGGCGAGUAAUCCGCCAGGUGGCAGGACCGGCGCGCAUCAGCUGAGAGCGAACGAGCAGCAACGCAAGCCCACGUCGUGGCUGUCGCGCUGCUCCGUCCUCUGACGACGCCCCGCCGCCCCCGCACACCCGCGCCAUGUACUCAUCUACUAAGGGAGCGUGGGUAGUCAGCCCACCACUAUAUUUUUCGACCUACACUUUUAACUGGUGCAACUCCGAGAGGGUAUAUCAGACUUGCUUUUGUAUUUUUAUAUCCGAUUAUUUCGUUCAGGUGUUAUCAAAUUGCGACAAUCAUUUGCUUUACGGAACUUC